AAAACGGACCACUAAACGGUGACAUUCCACAUCCGGAAUAUACCUUACGGCGCAUUACGGAAGACGCACAAGAUGAUGACGUCUUCCGGUAUCCCAUCAUUUUUGUUGUUUACCUUUACUUCCUAAAACUGAACGACAAACUUUGGUUCCGGAUUAUAACGGAAAGUGAAUACCUCGGUUUCGCUAAAUGCCUUUCUACACAGUGUGAACGCUUCGCAGACACUUAGACAGGAAAUCAUCAUCGCGUUACAUUUGAAGCUAAUGAAAGCAAACCCACCAUAGUCCUCCAGGAGACAGCAAAAGCUUUAAAAUCAGAUUUCCUAAUCCGGAUCCUGAACCUAGACAGCUGUGGGCACAAAAUGGACCGGAAGUCCAACAGCAAUGCACCUUCCACAUCUACAGCUGGUUCCAUCAUCUCAUUCAAAUUUAACAAGACUCCUUCUAACACAGAACAAAAACAGAAAAUAGUGGACAGUCAACAUAGACAACAAUCUGGCAUAUCAGAGUAUAAAGUAACAAAGGAAGGAUUCCCCUGUUUUACCUGCAGGACAUGGUUUUUAACCACGUUUAACCGGGAUAGUCAUUGUACUCUUCUUACGCACAAGUUAAAGGAUUUAAAGUUGCAAGCUGAGCUAGAGCAAGUUAUCGAAAAUCUUUCCAGAGCAGAUUUUUCACAGUCAGAUAAAAGAGAAGAAAUUAGUUCGUUAUACACAGAGGUUCCAUGCGUGAAAGACAAAGACAAUGAGGUUCCUGAUAAGGAUGAUGGAUUCUCGAUUAGAAAUAAUAAAGAUUUAAAGGACUUCUUGGAAAAUUUUGAGAUUACAAAAAGCUCAGACGUUUCAUUCGUCUUACAUGUCAUUAGCCGCAUCACCGCCGCCUUAACAGAAUAUGAGGAAAAUCGUUUAAGCUCCAAGAAUAUAUCAGGUACAGUACAUAGUACAGAUGAAGGCAGUAAUGAUGUUUCAACCACUGAACUAUUGUCAGAAGACCUUUCUAUAAAUAAUACAGGCAACUUGGUAACCAGCACAUCAAGCAGAAAGCGUCCUGUUUCACCAUCAACGGAGACAAAUAUAAUGAAGAAAUAUAGAGAAGAGAAUUUUAAAGAGUCUCCAGAUAGAAAACAGGACUCUGCAUCAUUUUCUUCUAAAAACUCCAGAUAUAAACUUCAAGAUGAUAAAAAUAUUGUGUCGUCGGAGACACCAUGCUUUGAACAUAUUAUUAUUUCCUAUUUUUUUGGAAACCGAUGUAACUUGGAAAUUGAAGAAGUGGUUUCUGCGCUUUCUAAAAUGAAUGCUUCUAAAGGGAUAGAUGUUGAUGCUGUAAUAAGAACGUUGCAAGAAACUGGUCGACUGAAAACUCUGCCUGAAACAACCAGUAAUAAUGCAUGUUAAAUAGAAUAAAAAACGUGGAAUUGUUUGCA
This is a messenger RNA of Spea bombifrons (plains spadefoot toad), 1420 nucleotides long. RefSeq lists its product as uncharacterized. The record is from RefSeq and is a predicted model, not a curated record. Bases 360 to 1391 code for a protein of 343 amino acids. Lineage: Eukaryota; Metazoa; Chordata; Amphibia; Anura; Pelobatidae. The transcript has 13 exons.